CCAGGACAGUGCGGUCCUCAGUCCGGAGCGCGGGGAGGGAGGGGAGCGGAGCGGAGGUGGCCGGCGGCCGCGGGGCUCCCUGCAACCCGCCUGCCUUUUGAUGCUCGGCUUUAAGCUCCAUGUGUCCUUGCUGGUUGGGCUGCCACAUCUGGAUACUGCAGGCAGCGAGAAGGUAAAAUAAGGAGGCUCCGCCGCGCCGCGGGGGGACCCCCGGAGACCGACGGUUCCGAGCCGGAAGGCGCGUUGGGCGUCCGCGGAGACAUGGCUUUGAGCUCAGCCUGGCGCCGCGUCCUGCCCCUGUGGCUCCUCUGGGGCGCUGCCUGCGCCCGCGCGGCGUCCGGGGACGACAACGCUUUUCCUUUUGACAUCGAAGGGAGCUCAGCGGUUGGCAGGCAGGACCCGCCUGAGACGAGCGAGCCCCAGCCCCGCGUGGCCCCGGGACGCCUGCCGCCCGCUGCCCAGCCAUGUGGCGCUGGAUUCUUUCGCACCCUGUCAGGAGAAUGUGUGCCUUGUGACUGCAAUGGCAAUUCCAACGAGUGUCUGGACGGCUCUGGAUCCUGUGUGCACUGCCAGCGGAACACGACAGGAGAGCACUGUGAAAGGUGUCUGGAUGGUUAUAUUGGAGAUUCCAUCAGGGGAGCACCCCGGUUCUGCCAGCUGUGCCCCUGUCCCCUGCCCCAGCUGGCCAAUUUUGCAGAAUCCUGCUAUAGGAAAAAUGGAGCUGUUCGGUGUAUGUGCAAAGAAAACUAUGCUGGACCUAACUGUGAGAGAUGUGCUCCUGGUUACUAUGGAAACCCCUUACUCAUUGGAAGCACCUGUAAGAAAUGCGACUGCAGUGGAAAUUCAGAUCCCAAUCUGAUCUUUGAGGAUUGUGAUGAAGUCACUGGCCAGUGUAGAAAUUGCUUACGCAACACCACUGGGUUCAAGUGUGAACGCUGUGCUCCUGGCUACUAUGGGGAUGCCAGGAUAGCCAAGAACUGUGCAGUGUGCAACUGCGGAGGAGGCCCAUGUGACAGCGUAACCGGAGACUGCUUGGAAGAAGGUUUUGAACCCCCUACAGGCAUGGACUGCCCAACCAUAAGCUGUGAUAAGUGCGUCUGGGACCUGACGGAUGACCUGCGGCUCGCGGCGCUCUCCGUGGAGGACGGCAAAGCCGGGCUGCUGAGCGUGUCCUCGGGGGCCGCCGCCCACAGGCACGUGAGCGAAAUGAACGCCACCAUCUACCUCCUCAGGACGAAAUUGUCAGAAAGAGAAAACCAGUAUGUCCUAAGAAAGAUCCAAAUCAACAAUGCUGAGAACACGAUGAAAAGCCUUCUGUCUGACGUAGAGGAAUUAGCUGAAAAGGAAAGUCAAGCCUCAAGAAAGGGGCACCUAGUUCAGAAGGAAAGCCUGGACACCAUUAACCACGCAACUCAGCUUGUAGAGAAAGCCCAUGAUAUGAGGGAAAAAAUCCAAGAGAUCAACAGCAAGAUGCUCUAUUAUGGGGAGGAGCUGGAACUUAGUCCCGAGGAAAUCUCUGAGAAACUGGUGUUGGCCGAGAAGAUGCUAGAGGAGAUUAGACGCCGGCAGCCAUUCCUGGACCAGCGGGAGCUUGUGGAUGAGGAGGCAGACGAGGCCCAUGAACUGCUGAGCCAGGCUGAGAGCUGGCAGCGGCUGUACAAUGACACUCGCUCUCUGUUUCCUGUCGUCCUGGAGCAGCUGGACGACUACAAUGCUAAGUUGUCAGACCUCCAGGAAUCGCUGGACCAGGCCCUUGACCGUGUCAGGGAUGCUGAAGACAUGAACAGGGCCACCGCAGCCAGGCAGCGGGACUACGAGAAACAGCACGAGAGCGUGAGGGAGCAAAUGGAAGCGGUGAACGCGUCUCUGAGUGCGUCCGCCGACUCUCUGGCAAUGCCUCGUCUGACAAUUUCGGAGCUUGAAGAUAUAAUAAAGAAUGCAUCAGGGAUUUAUGCAGAAAUAGAUGGAGCCAAAAAUGAACUGCAAGGAAAACUAUCUAACUUAAGUAACCUCAGCCAUGAUUUAGUCCAAGAAGCUGUUGACCAUGCACAGAACCUUCAACAAGAAGCUGAUGAAUUGAGCAGAAAUUUGCACAGUUCAGAUAUGAAUGGGCUGGUACAGAAGGCUUUGGAUGCAUCAAAUGUCUAUGAAAAUAUUGUCAAUUAUGUUAGUGAAGCCAAUGAAACAGCAGAAUUCGCUUUGAAUGUCACUGACCGAAUCUAUGACGCUGUGAGUGGGAUUGAUACUCAAAUCAUUUACCAUAAAGAUGAAAGCGAGAACCUCCUCAAUCAAGCCAGAGAACUGCAAGCAAGGGCAGAUUCUAGCAAUGAUGAGGCAGUGGCUGACACCAGCAGGCGUGUGGGCGGAGCCCUGGCCCGGAAGAGUGCCCUUAGGAACAGACUCAGCGAUGCCGUUAAGCAACUGCAAGCAGCAGAGAGAGGGGACGCUCAGCAGCGCCUGGGUCAGUCGAGGCUGAUCACUGCGGAAGCGAACAAGACGACAAUGGAGGUGCAACGGGCCACCGCCCCAAUGGCCAAAAACCUGACCAGCUGGUCACAGAACCUGCAAAGUUUUGACUCUUCUGCUUACAACACUGCUGUGGACUCUGCUAGAGAUGCAGUAAGAAAUCUGACAGAGGUUGUCCCUCAGCUCCUGGAUCAGCUUCGCACGGUUGAGCAGAAGCGGCCUGCAAGCAAUGUCUCUGCCAGCAUCCAGCGGAUUCGCGAGCUUAUUGCUCAGACCAGAAGCGUCGCCAGCAAGAUCCAAGUCUCCAUGAUGUUUGACGGCCAGUCAGCCGUGGAAGUGCACCCCAAAACCAGUGUGGAUGACUUAAAGGCUUUUACAUCCCUGAGCCUGUACAUGAAACCUCCCGUGAAGCAGCCAGAACAGGCUGGGACUGCAGAUCAGUUCGUCCUGUACCUUGGAAGCAAAAACGCCAAAAAAGAGUAUAUGGGUCUUGCAAUCAAAAAUGAUAACCUGGUGUAUGUCUAUAAUUUGGGGACUAAGGAUGUGGAGAUUCCCCUUGACUCCAAACCCGUCAGCUCCUGGCCUGCUCACUUCAGCAUUGUCAAAAUUGAAAGGGUAGGAAAACAUGGAAAGGUGUUUUUAACAGUACCAAGUCUAAGUAGCACUGCAGAGGAAAAGUUUAUUAAGAAGGGGGAAUUCGCGGGAGAUGACUCCCUGCUGGAUCUGGAUGCCGAGGACGCUGUGUUUUACGUUGGUGGAGUGCCUUCAAACUUCAAGCUUCCUGCCAGCUUAAACCUGCCUGGCUUCGCUGGCUGCCUGGAACUGGCCACUUUGAAUAAUGAUGUGAUCAGCUUGUACAACUUUAAGCACAUCUAUAAUAUGGACCCCUCCACAUCAGUGCCCUGUGCCAGAGAUAAACUGGCCUUCACUCAGAGUCGGGCUGCCAGUUACUUCUUUGACGGCUCCAGUUAUGCUGUGGUGAGGGACAUCACGAGGAGAGGGAAAUUUGGUCAGGUGACUCGCUUUGACAUAGAAGUUCGAACCCCAGCUGACAACGCCCUAAUUCUCCUGAUGGUCAAUGGAAGUAUGUUUUUCAGCCUGGAAAUGCGCAAUGGUUACCUACACGUGUUCUAUGACUUUGGAUUCAGCAAUGGUCCUGUGCAUCUUGAAGACACAUUGAAGAAAGCUCAAAUUAAUGAUGCAAAAUACCAUGAGAUCUCAAUCAUUUACCACAAUGAUAAGAAAAUGAUCUUGGUAGUUGACAGACGACAUAUCAAGAGCAUGGAUAAUGAAAAGAUGAAAAUACCUUUUUCAGAUAUAUAUAUUGGAGGAGCUCCCCCAGAAAUCUUACAAUCCAGGACUCUAAGAGCACACCUUCCCCUAGAUAUCAACUUCAGAGGAUGUAUGAAGGGUUUCCAGUUCCAAAAGAAAGAUUUCAAUUUACUGGAACAAACAGAAACCCUAGGAGUUGGUUAUGGAUGUCCAGAAGACUCUCUUAUAUCUCGCAGAGCAUACUUCAACGGGCAGAGUUUCAUUGCUUCAACUCAGAAAAUAUCUUUCUUUGAUGGCUUUGAAGGAGGUUUUAAUUUCCGAACAUUACAGCCAAAUGGGUUACUAUUCUAUUAUGCUUCAGGGUCAGACGUGUUCUCCAUUUCACUGGAUAAUGGUACGGUCGUCAUGGAUGUAAAGGGAGCCAAAGUUCAGUCGGCAGAUAAGCAGUACAAUGAUGGGCUGUCCCACUUCAUCAUUACCUCUGUCUCACCCGUGAGAUAUGAACUGAUAGUAGAUAAAAGCAGACAUGGGACUAAGAACCCUGCAAAAGGUAAAGCAGAACAGAUGCAAGCAGGUGAAAAGAAGUUUUACUUCGGUGGCUCACCCAUCAGUACCCAGUAUGCUAAUUUCACUGGCUGUAUAAGUAAUGCCUACUUUACCAGGCUGAAUAGAGAUGUGGAGGUCGAAGAUUUCCAGCGGUAUUCUGAAAAGGUCCACACUUCUCUUUAUGAGUGUCCCAUUGAGUCUUCACCAUUGUUUCUCCUUCACAAAAAAGGAAAAAAUUUCUCAAAGCCUAAAACAAGUCAGAAUAAAAAGGGGGAGAAAAGUAAAGAUGCACCUUCAUGGGAUCCUGUUGGCCUGAAAUUCCUGGAGAGGAAUACUCCGAGAGACUCUCAUUGCCACCUUUCCAACAGCCCUCGGGCAAUAGAGCAUGCCUAUCAAUAUGGAGGAACAGCCAACAGCCGCCAAGAAUUUGAACACUUAAGAGGAGAUUUUGGUGAAAAAUCUCAGUUUUCCAUUCGUCUGAAAACUCGUUCCUCCCAUGGGAUGAUUUUCUAUGUCUCUGAUCAAGAAGAGAAUGACUUCAUGACUCUAUUUUUGGCUCAUGGCCGAUUGAUUUUCAUGUUUAAUGUUGGCCACAAGAAACUGAAGAUUAGAAGCCAGGAGAAAUACAAUGAUGGAUCAUGGCAUGAUGUGAUAUUUAUUCGGGAAAAGAGCAGUGGCCGGCUGAUAAUAGACGGUCUUCGAGUCCUAGAAGAAAGUCUUCCUCCUACCGGAGCUACCUGGAAAAUCAAGGGUCCCAUUUAUUUGGGAGGUGUGGCUCCGGGAAGGGCUGUGAAAAAUGUCCAGAUUAAUUCAGUCUACAGUCUAAGUGGCUGUCUCAGCAAUCUCCAGCUCAAUGGGGCCUCCAUCACCUCUGCUUCUCAGACAUUUAGCGUGACCCCUUGUUUUGAAGGUCCGAUGGAAACAGGAACCUACUUUUCAACAGAAGGAGGAUAUGUGGUUCUAGAUGAGUCUUUCAAUAUUGGAUUGAAGUUUGAAAUUGCAUUUGAAGUCCGUCCUAGAAGCAGUUCCGGAACCCUUGUCCAUGGCCACAGUGUCAACGGGGAGUACCUAAAUGUCCACAUGAAAAAUGGGCAGGUCAUAGUGAAAGUCAACAAUGGCAUCAGAGACUUUUCUACCUUAGUUAUACCCAAGCAGAGUCUCUGUGAUGGCAGAUGGCACAGAAUUACAGUUAUCAGAGAUUCCAAUGUGGUUCAGUUAGAUGUAGACUCUGAAGUGAACCAUGUGGUUGGACCCCUGAAUCCAAAACCAGUUGAUCACAGGGAGCCUGUGUUUGUUGGAGGUGUUCCAGAGUCUCUACUGACACCACGCUUGGCCCCCAGCAAACCCUUCACAGGCUGCAUCCGCCACUUUGUGAUUGAUGGGCGCCCAGUGAGCUUCAGUAAAGCAGCCCUGGUCAGCGGUGCAGUAAGCAUCAACUCCUGUCCAGCAGCCUGACACAACAGAACACAGCUGCCCAAGUACAAAGUUCUUUAGAGCACUGAAAUAAACACAAAGCCAGCCAGAAGGAAUAGCAGCUCUUCCUUCUGAUGGAAGCGUUCAUCUAGUUGAACAGUCAUCAAGGAUUGGAUACUUCUUAUUUCUCAUUUGGAUUCUUACCUUGGAUCCAAAAUGGACAAUAAUCGAAGGAGUGGUAAACUUACUUGUAUUGAGAGCGCACACUUCCUACUGGUGAAAUUACUGUUCCUGUUUCUAAUAAAAUAGAAGGGAUUCUAAAUAAACACUGGCACACAU
Messenger RNA from Microcebus murinus (gray mouse lemur), 6036 nucleotides. It is a transcript of the gene LAMA4, whose product is annotated as laminin subunit alpha 4. Gene Ontology annotation, biological process: regulation of cell migration; regulation of embryonic development; cell adhesion. Gene Ontology annotation, molecular function: signaling receptor binding. Lineage: Eukaryota; Metazoa; Chordata; Mammalia; Primates; Cheirogaleidae. The record is from RefSeq and is a predicted model, not a curated record.